Messenger RNA from Amphibalanus amphitrite, 1820 nucleotides. RefSeq lists its product as uncharacterized. The coding region runs from base 1 to 1404 and encodes 467 amino acids. The transcript is spliced from 5 exons. Lineage: Eukaryota; Metazoa; Arthropoda; Thecostraca; Balanomorpha; Balanidae. The record is from RefSeq and is a predicted model, not a curated record.
AUGUCGUUGGUGGCAGUGGUACCUGGCAAUGACCGGUUUCCGCGCUGGCUCUUUGACGACUUCUUCGAGGAGCUGCGCGGAGAGUGCAAUCCUCCUGAGGGGGAGAGGCAGCUGCAGCACCUGGAGAUGCUCGUGCACUGGCUGGGCAGUCAGCCGUCACUGGCGGCAGCUCUGGAGAAGUGGCGCCGCGUCACGGCUGCCCGCAGCGGGCGGCACCAGGUGCGCGCCGUGCUGCUGACCCUGCUGGCGAUGACGCCGGCCGGCACGCCGCCCUCGGCGCUGGGUCUGAGCGGUGCUGCGGUGGCCGCGUGGCGCGCUCGGACGGCGCCGCUGCGCGCCCAGGCUCAGCGGCCGUCCCAGUUCAGUCUGUCCGCCAUGCACCUGUACUGCGAGCUACUGGGCGUCUAUGUGGCGGCGUGUGUGGUGAACGAGGUGCUGGAGCGGCCGCUGGAGCAGCUGGAUGUCGAGCACACCCUGCACGCCUCCCUGGCCAUGCGGCUCGGAUUCAGCAGCGCCCAUCAAGGUGAAAAAGGAAAUGGCGAGGUUCAGCCAGGCGCCGAGCUAGAAGAGCUGGUCAGAUCAGUGACAGACGCAAUCGAAGACGAAGCUACCACUGAUGGUGAUGAUACACGAGCCAUAGUGCCCGCCUGGAAGCCCACCAGGGGACGUGACGUCGUCAGUGAGCACCCAGACCUGCGAUCUGUCAGAGCCCUCACCGGCAUCUUGAACAAACUGACGGACGCCAGCCAGGCUCGGCUGACGGAGAAGCUGCGUGGCCUCUCCGCGCAAACCGAGGACGGUCUGUACGCCUUGGUGGACGCCGUGGUGCGGAGGGUGCUCGCAGAUCCCAACGAGAGCUCAAAAUGUGCCAACGUGUGCGUCAUCCUUCAGGAUUUGGAGGUGAAGUCGGCGGGGGCCCGCGGCGGGACGGUGCGUUUCGGUGACCUGCUGCUCACCCGUCUGGUGCUGGGGGUCAGUCCGGCCUGUCUGGGUCUGCCGCGCUGUGACGGAGGCAGCUGGCGCCGCGCGCCCCUCGGCCGCGCGGACCUGCUCGCCCACCUGGCCACGGUGCCGGAGCGGGAGGAGCGGCUGCGCCAGUUCCGCCGGCUGGCGGCCGUGUGGCGCGAGGCGGAGCGCCGCCAGCGCGCCACUCUGCGGCUGCUGGCGGCCUCCAGCCGGCGCCGCCUGGUGCCUGUGUGGGCUGCGCGCCGCUGCCUGGAGCGGCUGCUCGGCGGGGACGGCGUGACCCGGCCGCCGGCCGCCGGGCCCGCUGAGCUCGGUUCCCUCGACCUCCACGUAGAGUGGAUCUCGCCGAGCCCAGCCGAGCGGGACGACCUGCAGCUGCUGGUCGACUGGUGCGGCGGCGCGCAGAACGGGCCCGCCCCGGCCCAGCCGCCGCGGUAGCGCUGUCGGGAUAGGACAGUGAGCACCGUCCUGAGACGACAGAACGAGAAGGGGACCAAGUCAGCUCCGUUCUGAGAAUAGUUCGUUUGGUCUAGUCUGCUUCAGCUGUUGGCGGAAGUGAAGAAAUAACGUUUUUAUAUUGGUGACCGAUAGCUAGGUAAGUAGGUACAGCUGUUUUAUGUGCUCCGGGAAACUACCGGCUGUGUCGUGGUCUUGAGUAACCGUUACCGUGAUGGAAUAUUCGAGCACAGCCCACAGGUUGAUGUAUAAGGUCUCCAUCCCCCGUUUAUCAAUAUAAAAUCACAAUUGUAACGAAAAGUGUUUGUCUAUUUCAAACAACCUGCGGGUACCCAGGACCCACGCCUCAGCAUUGCUGGCAGCCGCGUGGUACUGGUAGACUGUGCCGCUUGACUUGA